Tachysurus vachellii is the source of this 556-nucleotide messenger RNA. It is a transcript of the gene tomm7, whose product is annotated as translocase of outer mitochondrial membrane 7 homolog (yeast). Gene Ontology annotation, cellular component: mitochondrial outer membrane translocase complex. The coding region runs from base 88 to 255 and encodes 55 amino acids. Gene Ontology annotation, biological process: protein import into mitochondrial matrix. The transcript is spliced from 3 exons. Lineage: Eukaryota; Metazoa; Chordata; Actinopteri; Siluriformes; Bagridae. The record is from RefSeq and is a predicted model, not a curated record.
GGCAACGUGGUUCGAUCUCGUUUCCGUCUUCUGUCCUUCACACUGUUUGGUAGCUUUGCUUCAGGUAAAAACUCAAAGGUGUUAAAAAUGGCCAAACUGAGCAAAGAGACAAAACAACGGCUGCAGCAGGUCUUCCAGUGCGGGCAGUUUAUUAUUCGGUGGGGUUUUAUCCCCACUGUUCUGUACCUAGGAUUCAAACGUGGAGCUGAUCCUGGAAUGCCAGAACCCACAGUUCUAAGUUUACUUUGGGGAUGAAGAAGCGACGAUGAAGCGUUCCUCCAGAAGACCAAACCGUCUCUCCAUCCCUCACCAAGCAGCCGAGGUGUUUACCCAUCAUCUCAGAGUGGACACUAAGCCUGCGUGCGUCCAUGAUCUCUGUUCCAGCACUAUGUCCCUUUUCCCUCUUCUCCAUCACAACGUUUUUUAACAUGUCUGGACUGUGUGAUUUAGAGUAUUUUGUUGUUUAUAACUUAUUCCCUUCAUUCAUUUCCUGCCCAACACAUCGUUUCAUUGUUUGCACCACACGGUGUGAGAAUAAAUGACAAAAUUACAGAAA